AUGCUCAAAACUCCGGAAUGUCCACUAUCGCACAAGUCCAAUCAAACAUCUGCAUCAGAUGGUAGUCCACUAGAGUCGCCUAAUACUGUGUCUAGACAGCAGGGCGGUACUUCAAUCGAAGAGGGUUUCUGGUUUCCAGUUUUAUUCGCAUUCCACGACGUCUUAAUGACAGGGGAAGACUUGGAAGUAAGAUCAAAUGCCUUGAAUUAUUUCUUCGAGGCCUUGCUUCGAUACGGUGGUGAUUUCCCGUCUGAUUUCUGGGAUAUACUAUGGAGACAGCAGUUAUACCCAAUCUUCAUGGUACUUCGGUCGAGACCGGAGAUGACCAAUGCUCUUAACCAUGAGGAACUGUCUGUAUGGCUAUCGACCACCAUGAUCCAGGCACUUCGUAAUAUGAUCAUCCUCUUUACACACUACUUCGAUGCCCUCGAGUACAUGUUGGAUCGCUUCCUCGAGCUGCUGGCACUUUGCAUAUGCCAAGAAAACGAUACGAUCGCUAGGAUAGGCAGCAAUUGUCUUCAGCAGCUAAUCCUGCAGAAUGUGACGAAGUUCACCGAUAGUCAUUGGGCUCAGAUCGUCGGAUCAUUCUGCGAGUUAUUCGAGAGGACAACAGCUUACCAGUUAUUCUCAGCUACAACUAUCAACGUGCCAUCCGCGCUAUCGCCACCUCCCAACGGACUAGGUUUCGAAGUACCUCUUACGCCUACAAGUGACUCGCCCACAGACGAAAGGUCGCUAAAGAUUAAUGGCACAGAUAGGGGUAGCAUUUCAUCUGGAAUCGAAUCUGCUUCAGAUGCCACUACUCUACCUCACCAUGCCGAAGACUCCUUACGUUCGCCAAAUGGCAACGCCUCGAGCCGUCUUGAAGACUACAAACCUACUUCUUCACUCCAGCAGCAGCCUGUAGUGGUAACGGCAGCUCGACGGCGCUUCUUUAACCGCAUUAUAUCUCGCUGCGUUCUACAACUCCUCAUGAUUGAGACGGUUAAUGAACUCUUUUCCAAUGACACCGUCUACUCUCAGAUACCAUCUAGAGAGUUACUGCGUUUAAUGGCGCUCCUUAAGAAAUCAUUCCUUUUCGCUAGACGGUUCAACGAGGAUAAGGACUUACGCAUGCGCCUAUGGCGGGAGGGGUUCAUGAAGCAACCACCCAACCUCCUAAAGCAGGAGAGCGGCUCGGCUGCCACCUACAUCCAGAUCUUAUUCAGGAUGUUCGCCGAUACGUCGCCGUCGCGUGCAGAGAGUCGACCCGAAGUCGAGAAGGCUCUAGUACCCCUCUGCAAAGACGUAAUCAGGGGUUACAUAGCACUAGAAGAAGAAUCGCAGCAACGAAACAUUGUAGCAUGGCGUCCAGUCGUCGUUGACGUGCUGGAGGGCUACUCAACAUGGCCGGAAAAGGAGUUUGCCGAGCACAUUCCUUCGUUCUAUCCCUUAGUAGUUGAGUUGUUGGGUAAGGAACUUAGUGCCGACCUGAGAGUUGCUCUACUCGCUGUCCUGAGAAAGGUUGGCGAAGUAGGUCUCGGGAUUGAGGGGAUGUCCGGUGGCCGGCGAGAGAGUGUUGCUAGCGUCGCCAUCAGCGGGGAGACACCAACUACGGAGUUAGAAGUCGGUGAGGUUGGUAUGGGUGGCAUAAGGGCAUGA
This is a messenger RNA of Daldinia childiae, 1641 nucleotides long. Its product is annotated as Protein transport protein SEC7. The transcript has a single exon. Bases 1 to 1641 code for a protein of 546 amino acids. Lineage: Eukaryota; Fungi; Ascomycota; Sordariomycetes; Xylariales; Hypoxylaceae. The record is from RefSeq and is a predicted model, not a curated record.